Messenger RNA from Megalops cyprinoides (Indo-Pacific tarpon), 13498 nucleotides. It is a transcript of the gene pcnt, whose product is annotated as pericentrin. The record is from RefSeq and is a predicted model, not a curated record. NCBI's taxonomy places the organism in Eukaryota, Metazoa, Chordata, Actinopteri, Elopiformes, Megalopidae. Gene Ontology annotation, biological process: signal transduction. Gene Ontology annotation, molecular function: molecular adaptor activity; DNA binding. The transcript has 52 exons.
UUGUGAAAGUGAAGAAGCGUUCACAGAGAAGAGCAUUCACGACAGCGUUUUCAGAUAUUUAUGGUUUUAUUUUAGUUAGCAAAUGGACCAAGAUGAGAGACAGAGGAAACUCGAGGCCGGGAGAGCCAAGUUUGCUCACUUUAGACAGCGAAAAGCAAAAGGUGACGGCGCGAAUUCGCAGAAAAAGACGCCGAAGAGGAAGAGCACGGCUGUCCACUCGAAUGACCUUCCACCGCAAGAGCGCCCACUAGUGGCUGAGGCUUGCCCAGCUGACAAUGUGCCAAAACAGGACACUGGCUCAAACACAAAGGAGACGCUAAGCCCUGGUACAGACCACGCGCAGAUGGAGAACCAGCAGGAGAGCAUUCUUGGAGAUCGCACAUUUUCAGAUCAUCGUGAAGAAGAGGAACACCUGAGAGAGACGCUUGUCGCAUUCACUGGAAAAGAGCAGCUACAGGAGCUGCAGACGGCAGUGCAGAAGCGCAACGAUAUCAUCUCCCAACUCAGCCUGAACCUGCAGGUGGCGCUAGAGAGCCGGGACCAGGUGCAGCUGGAGGCGUUGCAGCUCACCAGCCAGAUUCAGGCUCUGCAGCAGCAGCUCCAGCAGGCAAGCGAGUUCCUGCGGUCGAGGAGCCAAAGCUGCGUAGAGCUCACCCAGGCCCAGCAGCAGAUCAAGCUGUUCCAGCACAGCCUCCAGGGCCAGAGCUCCCAGCUGGAGGGCCUGCACCAGCAGCUGGAGGAGAGCAAGCAGCACACCAGAGAGCAGCAGUGCCUUCUCACGGAGAGAGAGACGGAGAUUACCAACCUGCAGCAGAGGCUGGGCAUCACAGAGACGGCCCUGUCUCAGCUGCGGGACGCACUUUCCCUUAAGGAGCGGGAGCUGUCCACGCUUCGAAACCACCAGCACCGCCGCGCAGACACGCACACUCCGAGCAAAGACGGCAGCGCUGACGGUCUGCAAGCACUGACCCCAGAAAGCAGCACUGACACGGCGCAGGCACUAAGCCAGCAGGGCAGCACUGAUGCACUAGAAGCACUGAGCCAUGAGGGCAGCGCUGACGGUUCGCUGGAGAAGCUGAGGGCGGAGCUUCUGCAGGAGCGGGAGCGCGCCUCAAAUUUGGAACGGCUGGUCCAGGACGCCGAGGAGGACCGGAGAGCGAUGAGGGAGCAGCUGAGCAGGGUGGAAGAGGAUCUGCGCCGAGCCGAAUCGCAGGCCCGGGAAGCCCAGCGCUGUAAGGCGGAGAAGGAGGAGCUGAACAAGGAGGCGCUGCGGCUGGACGGCCUGGUCCAGGAGCUCCAGAAGCGGCUGCGGGAGGAGGCGGAGGCGGGCGUGCAGCUGAGGGCCAAGCACGAGGCGGACAUAUCCAACUACGAGCUGCGGCUGCAGUCCCUGGAGGAGGAGAAGGAGAUGGACCUGGCGCAGGUGGCCGAGGCGCACGUGACCGCGCUGCAGCGUCUGCGCGAGCAGCAUGCCGACGAGGUGCGGCUGCUCCGGCAGAGGCUGCAGGCCCAGCCGGAGCCCAGAGCCCACGCCCACCAGAGCAGCCUGGAGGACCAGGACCUCCACAGCACCAAAGCCCAGAAAGAUCACGUCAACCAGGAGGCGGCCAGCGAAAGCAGAGACCACAGCGGCCUCGACCUGUCCUUGCCCAGCGAUCAGGACCACCUGAUGGAGAAAUACCUGGCCACCGUCGCCCCAAGAGACAGCACGUGGGAGGAGGGAAGCCUUGAACACAGCCUGCUGGAAAACUCCGGUAAUUACCGCUUUGAGCGGGACAGCGAGGUUGAACUAGACAUAUCAAAGUCCGCAAGCGUUGUCAGAGACCUCACCGAGCCCCUCGGUCAUGUGAUGGACAUCUCGCCGACCCCCGACCUUAGAGACAGCCAGGUGGAGGAGUCUGCCGAGGCGUCUGUGAGCUCAUUUCAGUGGCAGACCCACACAUCUCCCUCGCAGGGUCUGGAUGGCAGCUCAGAGUCUGUCGACUUAGGAAAGGCGUUGCUCAUACAGCACUGCAAGGAUCUGACUGAGCAGCUGGAGGGCAAAGACAAGCAGCUGCAGGAACUCCAGUGUGAGCUCCAGAGGUCGGCAGUGGAGGUGCAGGAAGUUUCGGAGAAGUGGAGCCAAGCCGCCAAAGCGCUGGAGUCGGUGCGGUGGGAGCUGGAGGUGGAGAGAGAGCACCGACUGCGCUGUGAGGAGAUCAUCAGCUGCAAAACCCACGAAGGGGACAACCUGAAGAACAAACUCUGCUCUCUGCAGGGCCAGCAGGAGGACGAGGAGACGCCCGGCCAGGCUGACAGCAGGCAGAAAGAGACUGUUUUCAUAGCAACAGGCGACUUGAUCAAACAGCUGAGAGAAGAGAAGGAGCUGCUCUUGGUGCAGCUGAGGGAGCAGGAGCAGCUGGUCAGAGACGUCCAGCAGCAGAAGCUGGCUGGGGACUCUGUGACCAGCGAGGUCCAGGCCCUCUUUGGGCGGCAGCUUUCUGUCCUGCAGGCCCAGAGGGACGGGGUGCAGGUCCAGCUGGACUCCCUGAAGGCCAAGCACCAGACGGCAUCAGAGACCCUGAUGCAGAAGACCGAGCAGCUGGAGUCUGCUCACAAGGACCUGCAGCUCCUCCAGACACAGCUGGAGGAGAAACAGGAGAGUGUGCAGAAGGUUAGCAAAGAGAAAACGGACCUGGAGUCACAGCUAUUGUGCCUCAAGCAGAACCUGGCCAACGCAGAGGAAGCUCUCAGUCAGGGAGCAGAGGAAAAGGCUGCUCAGGAGCUUCGUCUGGGAGAGAUGGAGACCAGAGUGAAGAACAUGGAGAACACCCUGGCGUCUGAGCGAGAGGGGUUCCACAGCCAGCUGAAGGCCAAAGACCAGGAGCUGCAGGGCUUGGAGGCGGAGCUGGAGAGUGUCCGAGAGACCCUGAAGGACCAAGACAGGCAGCACGCAGAGGCUGUGGAGUCACUGCUGCAGCAGGAGGCGGAGAAGCUGCACAGUGCUGUGGAGGAGGCAACCGCUCUUCUCAGGACCGCCCACCAGGAAGAGACCUGCCGACUGGAACAGAAACGCCAGGAAGAGAACGAGAGGAACCUGUCCAAGCUGAAGGCUGAGCUAGAGAAGGAGCACAAGAAGCAGAUGGAGAUGAUCAAGCAGGUGCAUGAGCGAGAGCACCAGCGUGAGGUGGCAGACUUGACCAGCAGGCACAAGGAGCAGCUGAGCCGACUUCGGGUGGAGCUAAGCGGCGAACUGAGGGGCGGCAUGGAGGCAGCGCACCAGGAGCAGCUACUGCAAGUGCAGACCCAGCAGUCCCUGGAGCUGGAGGCGCUGCGUCUCAGCCUGAACAACAUGCACACGGCGCAGCUGGAGCUGAGCCAGAGCAACCUGCAGCGUGACAAGGAGGCGGCGCUGAGCGAGCUGCAGGCCAGCCUGCGGGCCAAGUGGGCCCAGGAGAGCGCCAUGCUGCAGGCGCGCCACCAGCUGGAGCUCAGCCGGCUGCAGGAGCAGGGCCGCCAGCAGCACCAGCGGGACCUGGAUGAGCUGAAAAGUGCCUGGGAAGAGAAAAUGUCAGCGCAGAAGGCCGGGAUGGAGGAGCAGGAGUCCACUAAAAUAGAGGCUCUGAGGCUGGAUUGGCUGCGGGAGUCGGAGACGGCCCAGUCCGAGCUGCAGGCUUCUCUGAGGCAGACCCAGGAGGCCCUGACCGCCGCGAGGGCUGAGCUGGAGGAGCUGCAGGAGCUGCAGGCCUCCAGGAGCCAGGAGCUCCAGUGGCUGGAAGAGGAGCUGAGCCAGGCCUGCUCCGAUCGAGACACGGCAGCCAGGGCUGUGGAGGAGCUGGUGGCCAGCCAUAAGGUGGUCCUGCAGGAGCAGCAGGCCCACGCCCAGCACCUGGAGAAGCAGGGCGUGGCCAGCGCAGAGCGAGAGCACCAGCUGCAGCAGCAGUUGGAGAAGCUGCAGGCGGAUCACGCAGCGCUGAAGUCGAGCUCAGAGCAGGAAGUGGCCCAUCUGUGGUCCCAGCUGGAGAAUAUGAGAACCAGUCGACAGGAGCUGGGGGAGCUGAGGGAGGAGCUCCUGGCCCGCUCGUCCCGGGUGGAGGACAUCGAGCGCCUCAAGCAGGAGUUCUCCCAGCAGCGGCGCGACAUCCGGGAGCAGAACGAGGCCGAGCUGGAGAACCUGCGCACCUACUUCGAGCAGCGGCUGCGGGCCGCCGAGGAGAGCUACCGCGAGGAGAUCGCCCUGAUGCAGCUGCGGCUGGUGGAGGGAGCCCUGGAGGACUCCGUGCUCAAGACCGGCGAUGCAAGCUUCCUCUCAGAAGGAAAAGAGAGUGAGAAGAGUGACGUGCUUGCAGAGAUCACCAGCAAACUGGAAGCACACAAGGAGGAGAUGAAUGCUCUUCGGCAGCUUCUGGAAGAGAGGCACAAGCAGGAGCUGGAGCAGCUGAGGGCCAGCAUGGCUCUGACGUACAGGGAGGAGCUCCUGCAGGUGAAGACUGACCUGACCGACCGCUACUUCGCUCAGAUCCAGGACCUGAAGACCAAACACUCCCUGGAGCUGGAGCAGCAGAGGGCCAGACUCUCUGACAGCCAUGUCAAAGAGCUCACCAGGCUGCGGCAGCAGAGUGCGGAGGUGGAGAACCAGGCCCGGCUCUCCCAGGUUUGCUCUGAGACCCAGCACAUCCAGGACCUGGAGGCCCAGAUGGCGACACUGAAAAAUGAGCAUGCAGCGGCGCUGAAACAGGCCAGCGAGGAACACAGCGACCUCCUCGCCCAGGCCCAGGACGAGCUGAAGCAGGACCAUGCGGAGCAGCUGCGGGUGGAGGUGGAGCGGGCCCGGACAGAGGAGGGGGAGAGGAACGAGGCAGAGCUGUCCAAGCUGAGGGUGGAGCUCCAGGGCCAGGCAGAGGAGCGGCUGGUAUCCCUGCGAGAGCAGCUGGAAGGGGAGAGGCUGGCACUGCAGCGGCAGCUGGAGGAGGAGCGGGCUCGACUGCGCGCCCUAGAGGACAGUCUGGAGAAUGAGCAGAGCCCCCGGGUCGAAGCAGUGAGGCAGAAGCUUAAGGCAGAGUUUGAGAGUGAGCUCCAGGCAGCCAAGAGCACGAUGGCUGUGGAAGUGGAAGAGCUCAAUGCCCGGCUGCAGGAGGCCCAGAACAGGUUCCAGGAAGAGCAGAAGCAGCAGGAGGCUGCGCUUAGGGACCUGAAGAAUAAGCACAGUGAGGAGGUGGAGGCCCAGCAGGCUCUGCUGAACCAGCACGUGCACAGACUGGAGCAACUACAACUGGAGCUGGAAGAGAAGCACAGGGCGGAGCUGGAAUCUCUGGAGGCGGAUCUUUGUGCCAAACACAAGGCAAAGCUGGAAUCUGUGGAAGAGAAUCUUCAUUGCAAACACCGGGUGGAGCUACAAACCCUGGAAGCAGACCUUCGUGGCAAACAGAGGGCGGAGCUAGAGUCUUUGGAGGCGGACCUUCGUAAGAAACAUAGAGCGGAGCUGGAUUCUCUGGAGGCGGACCUUCGUGUAAAACACAGGGCGGAGCUAAAUUCCCUGGAGGCGGGGCUUCGAGGCCAGCACAGGGCGGAGCUUGAUUCCCUGCAGGCGGUUCUGCAGGAGACCAACGUGGCGCAGCUGGAGGCCCAGGAGGCGGAGCUUCAGGGCAGGUACAAAAAGGAGAGGGAGGAGCUGGAGGUCAGGAUGCUCUCCAACAUGGACACCCUGGAGACCACCUACCUGGCCGAGAUCCAGGCAAUCCGGGACGAAGGAGAGAGCAGGCUGCGGGAGCUGAGGGACUCGUGCGAGAAGGGCAGAGAGGAGAGGGAGAGGCAGCAUGCCGCGGAGCUGGAGAGGCAGCGGGCGGAGCUGGAGAGGCAGCAUGUCGCGGAGCUGGAGAGGCGGCGGGCGGAGCUGGAGAGGCAGCAUGCCGCGGAGCUGGAGAGGCAGCGGGCGGAGCUGGAGAGGCAGCGGGCGGAGCACGGCGCACAGCUGCUGUCCGUCAGCGAGAAGCUGAGGAGGGAGCUGGCCCAGGCGCACGUGGACAAGUUUACCGCCAUGGCGGCCGAGCUGAGCCACGCCCACAAGGAGGAGCUGGAGGGGGCGCUCGCGUCCCAGCAGCAGGCUCUGGAGGCGGAGCGAUGCCGGGCCCUGGAGGCCCUGCGGCAGGAGCUGCUGGCCCUGGACGAGCAGCACAGCGCCGCCCUGCAGGAGCUGAGAGAGCUGCACGGCGCCGAGGUGCAGCGGUGGGAGGAGCGGCAGGCCGCCCAGAGGGCCCAGCACGAGCAGCAGCUGCAGGAGCUGCGCGACGCCCAUGCUCGUGAGACCGGGGCGGAGGCGUCACGGCAGCAGCUGCGUCUCCAGGAGGAGGCGGAGCUGCUGAAACGGCAGGCGGAGGAGCGUCUCCAGCAGCGGGUCGCCCAGCUGAAGGAGGAGGCCGAGCUGCAGAGCGCUGCUGCCCGAGAGGAGAGUGAACACAAAGAGCAGGUUUACAAGGAGAGCAUGGACCUGCUGAACGAGCAGCUGCGGGAGCAGCAGGCCGAGAACUCGCAGAUGCGCGCGGAGGUGACCGACCUGCAGGGGGCGCUGGAAGGGAAACGCUCGGAAAUGGAAACCUUGGAGACGCUGCUGCAGCGCAGAGAGAGGGAGAACCAGGAGGGGGAGAACCUGCUCAACAUGCUGAGAGCUGACCUGAGUACAGCUGCACAGGAGAGGAGCGAGUUGCAACAGGCCCACCAGCGGCUGCAGAAGGUGCUAUUGGAGGUGCUGCAGGUUAACAUGGCAACCGAGGACCUGAUCAGCAGGCGUGUCGGUUCGUUCAUGGACAGCAGGGUAGCCCGUAAAGGAAGCGAGGGCCCACAAGACAAAGGUAAGCAGUGCUACCGCCCCCCUGUGGCUUAGACUCGGAGCAGUAUUAGCUGUGAGCGAUCGGCUCUUCUCCCCCCAGCAGAGGAGUGUGAGAGCGGAGUCGGCGGCCCCGACAGCAGCCUGUGGUCGGCGCUGACGGACGAGGGCCUGGAGCUGUCGCAGAGGCUGUCGGAAAGCCUGUUCUCCGGGGCCGAGCUGGAGCCCGAGGGCCAGGAGAUGGCUCUCGGAGCCUGCGUCCGCCUGCGCUCCGCCGUGGACAAGCUGCUGGAGCUGGUCUCCGAGUCGACCUCGCAGCUGGAGCAGACCCAGGGAGUGCAGGCCCAGCUGGAGCAGCAGUUCAGCCAGGGCAGAGAGGACGCCGCCCAGCUCGUCCUGCACCAGCGCCAGCUCCUCCAGCAGCUCGACCUGGAGGCUGGGCUGAAGAGCCAGCUGGAGCUGGAGCUGCACAAGGCUGAAGGACUGAUGGAGGGCUACGUGAUGGAGAAGGCAGCACUGGAGGAGGCUCUGCAGCAGAAGGAAACGCAGACCCAGCGGCUGGCGGCGGAGCUGGAGGGGCUGCGGGUUCAACUCCAGGAGCUCAGUGAGGAACAUGCCCUGCUGCUUCGGCAGAGAGAGGCCAUCUCCGGGGGGCUGGGAGACACCGAAAGGGCCCUGAUGGAGGAGGCGGAGCGCCUGGGGCAGGAGAAGCUGGACGUGCAGCGGCAGGCAGAGAAGGACCGCAGCGGGCUGACAUCCCGGCUCAAGCUGCUGGAGAGCGAGCUGGAGGAGCAGGAGAGCUGCAGGCAGGAGCUGGAGGUGCAGCGCAGAACCCAGACAGAGGACCUCCAGCAGCAAAUCCAGGCCCUGGAGAAACAGCUCAAACAUCACCGGCAGUUCAUCGAUGAGCAAGCAGUGGAACGAGAACACGAGAGGGACGAGUUUCAGCAGGAGAUCAAGAAACUGGAGGCCCAGCUGAGACAGCCAUCCAAACCCUACAUUGGAGGCGGCAACGGAGGGCAGAAGAUUGAGGACUUGGUUCUCCAGGUGGAAAGCCUGCAGGCCGCCAUCAAGGAGAAGAUGGAGGACUACAACACGCUGCUGCUGACCAAAGAGCAGUACCAGAGGGACCUAGCUGAGCAGAAUGAGGAGAUAGACAAGAUGGCGGGCCGGAUCCGUGAGCUGGAGCAGGCUCUGCUGAGCAGCGCCGAGUCCAACCGCGCCAUGGGCCAGCUGGAGCAAGAGCUGCAGAAGGCCAGGAAGAGCGAGAGAGAGCUACUGCAGGACAAAGAGGCCCUCCAGCAGCAGCAGUACUCCAACCGCCUGCUGAUCUCCGCGUUGCAGUCCAAGCUGGACGAGACCCGGCACCGCUGCCCCGAGGGCGCGGGCGACCAGGCCCUGAAGGAGCAGCUGGAGACGGUGCAGCAGACCCUGCACAGCAAGGAGCAGCAGGUGGAGGUGCUGACGGAGCAGCUGGAGCAGGUGCAGAGGGACCUGCAGGUGAAAGCGGAGGAGCUGGUGCAGCUCCACCUGCAGCUGGAGCACCUGAAGGAGCAGAACUCCAUCUGCGUCUCCCAGCUUCAGAACGAGAUCAGCUCUCUCAAGGAGACUGUGAGCGCGCUGCGCAGAGUGGAGGAGGCCGACGGAGAGGACGCCACGCAGUUCCCUUCGGCCCUGCUGGAGGAGAAGAACCAGGAGAUCGACCACCUCAAUGAGCAGAUCCUCCGUCUGCAGCAGGAAGUGGACGCCUGCAGGGACAACCAGGCUGCGGAGGAGAAGCAGGAGGAGGUGGAGGAGCUGCGGGCGCAGGUGGAGCACCUGCGCAGCGACCAGGCCCGCCUGCGGCAGGACAAGGAGGAGGAGGUGGAGCAGCUGCACGAGGUCAUCCACAAGCUGCAGGAGGAGCUGGCGCAGCUGGGGCCCAACCGGCACGAGGUGAGCGACUCCCAGGAGCACAGCCCCGAGCCCCAGGACUUCUGGCCCCCCGGCGGGCAGGAGGAGAGCUUGUGCCACGAGCUGAGCCGCCACAGCCUGCAGUCCUCCCGCGCCCGCCUCCGGGAGCUGCAGGCGCAGCUGGACCUGGCCGCCGGCGAGAAGGAGGCCAUCCAGCGCCUGCUCCACACCCAGGAGGACACCUACCGCGGCCAGCUGCAGACGCUGGGGCUCAGCCUGGCGGAGGAGCGGCGGAAGCUGGCCGAGCUGGAGGAGGAGCGCGGCGCGCUGACGGAGCGCGUGCGGGAGCUGGAGGAGGAGGCCUGCCAGCGCGAGGCGCGCCUGCUGGAGCUGCAGCUGCAGCUGAGGGCGGCGGACGAGCGCGGGGAGGAGGCGCUGGCCGACCUGGAGGAGCAGAAGGCCCGGGACCAGGCGGAAAUCCGCAACCUGGAGACGGCGAAGAAGGAGCUGUUCACCGAGCGGCAGGCCCUGCGGCAGCAGGAGGGCCGGCUGCAGGAGGAAAUCGAGAGGCUGAAACGGGAAGUGACAUCAAACCGCGCUCAAAUACAGGAACUAAGAUCCCAGCUGGAAGAAGGAGUGGCCAAACAGGCAGAGGCCCAGAAAGAAGUACUGACGUGCGCCGAGGAGACCCUGGCCAAGGCGGAGGCAGCCCUGAGGGAGAGGGAGGAGCAGCUGGCCCAGCUGAGGGUGGAGCAUGAGGCCCUGAGGGCGGAGCUGGCCGCCGUGAAGGAGGGGCUGAGCUCCAGCACCGAGAGGGCGGAGAAGCUGCUGGAGGAAGGCCAGACGAAGGACAAAGCCCUCGCCGCUCUUGAGUUCCAUAAUCAGCGUCUGAAGUCGGAGCUGCGCCGGCUGCAGGAGGACCUGGCCGUGCAGGAGGAGGAGGUGUCCUACCAGCAGAGGGAGCUGGAGCAGCUCCGCGAGCGCCUCAGCCUGCCGGGCCUGGGCGGGGACCCCGACCCCGCCCCCGGCUUCCUGUCGCGCCUGUCCCGGGACGGCUCGCUGCCGUCGCCCGAGGUGCUGCGCAGGCUGGACUGCAGCGAGGAGCCGGCGCUGCCGCUGCACAGCUCGCGCCUCUCCGAGCUCAGCGCCCUGCACAACGCCAGCCUGGACCUGCACAUCAAGGCCUCGCCGCUGUGCAGGGACAGCAGCCUGCCCCCCGAGGCGCUGCGCUCCCCGUCUGCCCCCUCCCCGGGCUCCAUCCUGGCCUCCGAGUGCCUCUCGGGGCUGGACUCGCUGGAUGCUGACAAGGUGAAGGAGCUUGAUGCGCUGGACUUGCCGGCCUCUACUUCCCCUGUGGGCUCCACCUCCACGCUCUCUGUGCCGGAGUGGGCCAGCGAUGGAUACGGCAGCAACGUCAGCUCGGAGCUGGGCACCAGGCUGAAUGUGGAGCUGGCGAUGACCGAGCGCCUGGAUUCCAACUUCGUGGAGUACCUGCAAAACCGUGGCAUGGCCCCCGCCGACCACACGGACAGCGCGGCGGAGAGCGAGGACCAGAAUGAAGAGCUGCUCUCACCUGAGCUGCAGGGGCUGCUGAAACGGGUGUACCAGGAAGGGUGCAGGGUCCUAGCCCUCUCUCAGCGGCCAGCCCCCGAUGCCCCGCCCCUGGCCCCGCCCCACACCUGGCAGAGCGAGAAACGGGCCCUGCAGGAAACCGUCCUCUCACUCAGAGAGCUGCUCUGCAAGAUGGCCGACAAACAGCUGAAGAUGGGCGGCGGCGGGGACUGGCGAAUGGAGCUGCUGCAGGCCGUGCGCAGUGUGUUUGACAGCGAGAGGCACUCUCUGCAGUCCGAGCUCCACUCCAUGAUGAGCGCACAGGGAGUCUUGGACCCAGCGUCACUCAUGAGCCAGCUGGAGCAGCUCUUCAGACAGCAGGAGGAGCAGCAGCACCGGUCCCUGGAGCAGCUCCUGUCCGCAGACCGGCGCAGCCUGCUGGCGGAGGUGCACAACCUGCAGGCCCAGCUGCGCAUCUCCAGCCUGCAGAACCAGGAGCAGCUGCAGCAGCUGCAGGGCUCCCUGUGCGCAGCGAAGGAGGAGGACAGCCAGCAGCAGCACCAGCUGCGCAGACAAGUGGAGCUGCUCGAGUACCGGCUGCAGCAGGAGCAGACUCUGGCGGAGGAUCUGCGCAGGUCUCUGACGGCGGAGCAGGCGCGGGGGGCGGAGCACCGCUCCCUCCUGAGGGCGGAGCAGGACGCGGUGCUGGAGCUGAAGGAGGAGCUGAAGCAGAGCGUUCUGCAGCUCAGUGCUGCCAGUAAGGCCCAGCAGGACCUGCACCAAGAGCUCCACAAGCUCAGGAUGAGGCUGGAGGGUGAGCAGGCGGAGCGGCAGGUGUAUGAGGAGGCCGUGGAGCGGGAGCAGGCCAGAGUGGCACAGCUGCAGGAGCAGCUGGACCAGGAGCGUCUGCACAGCCAGCGCACACAGGAGCAGGGGGGACAGACGCACGAGGUGCUGCGGGCGUCCCUUGAGGAGCGCAGCGCUCAGAUCACAGAGCUGAAAGGUGCUUUGGAGCAGGAGCGCGUGGCGAGCAGUAACCUGCGCAUGGAGCUGCAGAUCGAGCAGUCCCGCUGCGAGGCCCUCAUCGCCCAGGAGCGGAGCCGGGCCGCCGACGCCCUGCAGCGGCUGGAGGAGCAGACCACACACUGCGGCCAGCUGACCGACGCCCUCGACCGGGCCAAGCAGGACUACAGCCGCCAGCUGGAGGAGAACCGGGCGCUGGUGCAGGACCUGCAGGCCCGGCUGCAGCGCGUCCAGGAGGAGGCCCUGCAGACCAGGCUGCAGCUGGAGGAGGAGGCGCAGCAGAGCCGGCAGGGCGCCCGCCGGGAGCAGGAGGCCGGGCUGCGCCUCCAGGCCGCCAUGGACGGGCUGCAGGCCCAGAGGCAGGAGGUGAGCCGCAGCCUGGAGGCGGAGAGGCAGAGGGCCGUCCGGCUGCAGGCCGACCUGGACGCCCUGAGGGAGAAGGUGCGCUCCAUGAAGGAGAAGGAGAGGCUGCGGGAGGAGCAGAGGGAGAGGCAGAGGAGGCAGGAGCGGCAGGAGCAGGCAGAGCGGGAGAGACAGCACGAGAGGACCGCCGGGAAACUGUGGGAGCAGGAGCAGCAGAGGCAGCGGGACCAGCAGCGCUUGCGGCAGCUGCAGCAGACGCUGGCUGACCUGGAGGAGCAGGAGCGCCAGCUGACCUUAAAAAGCCGCCAUCCGGAGUCCGCCCUCCAGAACCAGCAGCGGCUGCAGCUGACCCAGCAGCAGCUCCAGCUGGCCACCUCCAGGCUGAGGGACGUGCUGCACGGAGCCUCAGCCAGGAGUGACGGGAGGCUGGUCCAGCUGGAGCAGGAGCACCUGCAGGAGCUGCUGCGCAUCCUGACCGAUCUGGAGCAGGACCUGAAACAGCUGUGCUCUCAGAGGUCCCUGGAGCCCUCCUCCAACCUGGUGGAGCGUCUGCUGAGGGAGAACUCUGACCUAACCAGCCGGCUCGCGGCUCUCAGCGAGGACAAGGUGACGCUGAAAAACACUGUGUCCUGUCUGGAGAGGGAGCUGCAGGCCCAAAAACAGGCCCGCGCCGCCAGGGAGCAGGUGAAGUCCCCGGAGCCGGUGGACGCAGCCGUGCUGUCGGAGAAGCUGGCCUGGCAGAAGGAGCGGGCCGCGCUGCAGACGGCUCUCCGCAGAGCGGAGUCCGAGCUGUCGCGGGUCACCGCUGAGAUCGAGAACAGGCCGAUCAGUGACAGCUCCAGCAGCAAGAUGCAGCGCCUGUAUGGGAAGUAUCUGCGUGCGGAGAGCUUCCGCAAGGCCCUGGUGUACCAGAAGAAGUACCUGCUGCUGCUGCUGGGUGGCUUCCAGGACUGCGAGCAGGCCACCCUGUCUCUGAUCGCCCGCAUGGGCGCUUACCCCACCCCCGGUGACAUCCAGGCCUCCGCCCCGCGCUCUCGCCCCAUAAACCGCUUCAGGACCUCCGUGCGGGUGGUCAUCGCCAUCUCACGAUUGAGAUUCCUGGUGCGGAAGUGGCAGAAGGCAACUAAAAAAGGCCCCACAGCUGCAGCAGUGGUGAAUGGACAUGGGCACCCUUCUGGGCCUGGCGUCAGAGCUGAAGUGCUGAGGCAGCAGCAUCCCGGCGUCAUCUUUAACUCCCCGCCCACCCGUGACGGCAACCUCGCCCAGCAGCGCGUGGUCUCGCCCCUGAUGCCGCCUGUCAAGUCGCCCUUCAGACUGCACAACAGGUUGUUCUCCAGUCCGCUGCUGAGGCCUGCAGAGUGUGCCGUCUCUCUGGCCCAGGAUCCUGAGCGCUCUCUCACCGAGUACAUCCAGCACCUGGAGACCAUCCAGCAGCGGCUGGGAGGGGUGCAGCCAGGUGGGUCUGCCACAGCCCUGCCACACCCGCUCACUAUGCCCCCAUUACUGCACGCUUCACCCAGCAUCUCCGGGUCUUUGGUGUUCUGUGGUGUCGUGGGUGGGGCGUUUCGGAUUCAUCAACACGCAUUAGCUCCAGCCUUGAGCACUUCAAAUAGGGAAAAUCAGUAGUCUGUAGUAGUAAAAUCAGAGGCCCCACCGGUAAUUUAGGCAUGAGACCAAUGGAAGAAUCAUUUUCAUUGGUGUUCUGGUAUCUCUGCAUAUUGGUAUCACCUGCUGGUGAGACAUGGGACAUGCACAGAAACAGAAUGAGCUCCAUAUGAAGAUUUCAAAAGCCUUCACUGCCAUACUCAAUUUCAAGUGAAGCUGGCAGCAAGAAUUCCUUUGACAGGUGUGUAGCCUGUAGUUGGC